CGCGACUCCGCCAGCGUUCAGCUCCCCAUCAUCCAUAGUCGACCGUUGCGCAUGCAAUUCGCAUUGCGUCCCAGGUGUUCAACAUGGUCCGCGAGGACCUCAUAACGUCUGCUAUCUCUUUCCUUCAAGAUCCUUCUGUCGCCACUGCACCUCUUGAGAAGCGCAUCGCCUUCCUCCAAUCAAAGAACCUUACGCAGGAAGAGGUCGACAUCUCGCUCGCUCGCGCAGCCGAAGACCCCAGCCAACCCACGUCUCUUCCACCGCAAUCCUCUGCACCACCCAGUCAUGCCUACAGGCAACCGCCAUCAGCCCCAGCAUAUGGGGGAUAUCCCCCUCAAGGUUAUUGGCAACAACCUCCACCACCAGAACCUCCGAAACGUGAUUGGCGGGACUACUUCAUCAUGGCGACGGUCAUGGGCGGUGUAAGCUAUGGGCUGUACUUUACAGCGAAGCGUUACAUUCUACCUCUGAUUCAGCCGCCCACACAGCCCCAGCUAGAGCAGGACAAAGCCUCCGUCGACGAGUCGUUCAAGCGCGCGUUCGACCUUCUAGAGCAGCUCAAUACCGACACCUCAGCACUCAAGGCAUCAGAAGAGGCAAGGACAUCAAGAUUAGACAAUGCCCUUGGUGAGAUCGAGAGCGUGUUGGUGAGCUUGAAGGAGUCGUCCAAGAGACAGGGGGAUGAUAACAGGCGCAUUGAAGAUGAUGUGCGUGGCUUGAGGGAUUUGAUCCCGAAAGCACUGGAUGCGCAGAAGGAGUCGACCGACAACAGAUUGAAGGAAUUAUCAACGGAGCUCAAGAGUUUGAAGACUCUUGUGGGUAAUAGGAUGGGUUCUGGAACCGCGCGACCGCCUACUACCACCCCAAGCUAUUAUGGUACAGGCCAGUCUCAGAGCCCUACCCCAACCCCCAAUGUCAAUGGCACACCUGCCGCUCCGACACCCGCAUCACAGCCUACUUCCACUCCUGUGCCUAGCGAGCGAAAGAAUAGCAGCAGCGCUAGCGAAGCUCAAGGAAGUGGCGGUGCUACAUCCACAUCUGCACCCACACCUUCUGUAGAAAAACCGGCGCCUUCCUCAAUCAGGGGUUUGCCUAGCGGACGAGCAGCAAUCCCAGCAUGGCAGAUGGCUGCACAGAAGAAGUCCGAGGAGGCUAAGAAAGAUACGAGUGCGAGCGGAACCGCGGUCGAUGCCAGCCCCAGCUCAUAGGAAGUCCGUGGCUACCUCGUGUAAUCGUAAUGUCAUUGCAUUUUGGCGUAAACUUUCUAUAUAUGUAUUACCCUGCAGAUCAAAUUUCAUCGCUCGUCACUAGAUCCACAAUGAGAAUAAGACUGAAGUCUUAGAGAUGUGACUCCUUGUCUCAGCGACCGAUCAAUUUUGCUUAUCUUAAAGCCUGGACAAAGAGCACCCUAGCUAAAUGUUGACGUCGACUAUCAUACAUUUCCUCCUUGAUGGAGGAACUUGUCAAGACCAGCUCGCAUGCUAAUCUGGGCAAACAUGCCUGUAAUCGCAGAAG
Molecule: messenger RNA, 1515 nt
Organism: Cucurbitaria berberidis CBS 394.84
Lineage: Eukaryota; Fungi; Ascomycota; Dothideomycetes; Pleosporales; Cucurbitariaceae
Exons: 4
Coding region: 84-1208 (374 amino acids)
Biological process (GO): protein import into peroxisome matrix, docking
Cellular component (GO): peroxisomal membrane; peroxisomal importomer complex
Molecular function (GO): signaling receptor binding
Source: RefSeq, a predicted model, not a curated record